This is a messenger RNA of Dendrobium catenatum, 1167 nucleotides long. RefSeq lists its product as uncharacterized. The record is from RefSeq and is a predicted model, not a curated record. Bases 1 to 1167 code for a protein of 388 amino acids. The transcript is spliced from 2 exons. Gene Ontology annotation, molecular function: nucleic acid binding. NCBI's taxonomy places the organism in Eukaryota, Viridiplantae, Streptophyta, Magnoliopsida, Asparagales, Orchidaceae.
AUGGAUAAGAUAACUGAUAAAUGGCCUACUUUUGAAACUGUCUUAAAUCCAGAAUUUUGUCAGGUUUGGGCUUUUAUUUCUGAUGGAAUGUGGGAUAUGAACAAACUGAAGCUCUGUUUUGGUCAAUACCUAAUUGAAAUGAUCAUCUCAAUACUAAUUCAUAUUGAAGUUAAUGAAGACAAGCUGGAUUGUAUCAAGAAGUUCUCUGGUAGAUCUAUAGCAGCAAUUGCAAAUGAGAAAAGAUUUGAUAAUGAUAGAGAAGAUAAAAAUUUGAUCUGGAGAAAGAAAUUGAUGUUAAAGCCAAAGAUUGAUAUGUUUUGGUGGAGAUUAUACAGGAAUGGUAUCCCUACGUUUGAAUUUCUUUUGUAUAGGAGGCUUGCUGAGUUUGGAGAUUGCCCGAGAGGUUUUAAGGAGAUGGAAGAUACAGAGCACGUGGUUUCAAAAUGUUAUUUAAUUAAAUGGGUAUUGAAAAUGCAUGCUGAUUGGCAUUUUAUUAUUCCAGCAUUUGAUUCUUUAACUGGAUGUUAUCUGUUACUAAAUAAAUUGGCUACAUCUAAUCCGUUCCUUGGAAAUCGGCUUUGCUCUGUGGUUUUCUAUUGCUGGAAAAGCAAAAAUAAACUAGUUCAUGAAGGGACGGAUGACAGUUGUUCUACCAUUGCUUCAAAUUCCAUUAUUCAGACUGUUUCAUCUUUUGAUUCUUGUUUAAUCCAUAAUAACUGGAAUGCUAAUAAGCUGUUUAAGCUGUCACAAUCUUCUUGGCAUCCUCCUCCUCCGGGUUGGAUCAAGGUGAAUAUAGAUGCUUCAGUUCCUCCUAAUAACAAAGCUGGCAUUGGAGUAGUUUUCAGGGACUGUAAAGGCCAUGGAUUAGUUGCUUUUGGAUUUCAAUGUCUUCAUUGGGAUUGCUCGCAAAUGGAAUUAUUUGCAAUUCUAGCAUUGAGAGAUUAUAUUCAAGAUUGGAUGCUUGAAGUUAAAGGCAUUGUGAUUGAGGGUGACAAUUUGAAUGUCAUUAAGAUCUUUCAAAAUUCCUUUACAAAGCUAGUCAAGGCACCAUUUAUUUUGAGAGAUUUUAUGAGCUGUAGAAUGGUGGGGACGAAGGAUUCUAUUUUGAAAGCUGUGAGCAAUCAGAAUCAGAGUGGUAGUAGAAGGAAUAGCAGCAGCAAUACCUAG